CGUUUACAGGAUUUGUUCGCCAUGUGCGAAGAUGUUGCGCGAGGUUGUUGUUACUUGGAGGAAUUGCGUUUCGUACAUAGAGAUCUAGCGUGUCGCAAUUGUUUAGUAUCUUCGAGAAAUAGUGAGAAUCGUAUCAUCAAAAUUGGAGAUUUUGGACUAGCUAGAGAUAUCUACGAGGAUAAUUAUUAUCGCAUGGAAGAAGGUUUGCUUCCUGUUCGUUGGAUAGCACCCGAAUCUUUGAUAAUCAAUAUAUUUACUUCUCAAAGCGAUGUUUGGUCUUUUGGUGUUUUAAUGUGGGAAAUUACAUCGUUGGGCGAGCAACCUUAUAUUGGCAAGACUAAUGAAGGAGUGAUAAAUUAUGUACGCGUUGGAGGCAGAUUGCCGAUGCCUCUUAAUUGUCCGUCAGCAUUGUACCAGUUGAUGCUACGUUGCUGGAGUGCAGCGGAUGCUAGACCAAGUUUCAAAUUUUGUUUGAAAAAUAUUAUAGCAUUAAGAACGAACAUGGAAGAUGCCUUACUGAGUCCAGUCGAUACUAUUUAG
Camponotus floridanus (Florida carpenter ant) is the source of this 540-nucleotide messenger RNA. Its product is annotated as proto-oncogene tyrosine-protein kinase ROS-like. Gene Ontology annotation, cellular component: membrane; signaling receptor complex. Bases 22 to 540 code for a protein of 172 amino acids. Gene Ontology annotation, molecular function: transmembrane receptor protein tyrosine kinase activity; ATP binding. The record is from RefSeq and is a predicted model, not a curated record. NCBI's taxonomy places the organism in Eukaryota, Metazoa, Arthropoda, Insecta, Hymenoptera, Formicidae. Gene Ontology annotation, biological process: cell surface receptor protein tyrosine kinase signaling pathway; protein phosphorylation; regulation of TOR signaling. The transcript is spliced from 2 exons.